Paramecium sonneborni is the source of this 3700-nucleotide messenger RNA. Lineage: Eukaryota; Ciliophora; Oligohymenophorea; Peniculida; Parameciidae. The record is from the annotation of a GenBank genome assembly.
AUGUAAUUUUAUAAUAACCUAAAACAAAAACUUUAAGAAGGCAAAAAAGGAUUCUCAUUAUCACCAGAUAAAGGAUUAUCAAUAACAUAAAAUAAACCUCCAUUAGUUGAAUCAAGAUCUAUAUGGAAUAAAAAUGUGUAUUUUGUACCUAAAUGGGAAAAGCGAGAUAUCAAACAUGUUGAAAGUAAUAAUCAUACACCAUUUCCUAUUCGAAAUUACAUUAAUUAUGUAUAAUAGCAUAGUGAAGGAUUCUCGAACUCUCUUAAUCUUGAUUUCUUCAAACAUAUAAUUAGACAUUUCGCUGUUAAUUAAUGGUGGAUAGAUUAAACUAAAAUAUUCAAAAGUACUAUACCUAUAAAUAUACUACAGACUCCAGAAAUAAUUCAAUAGAAUAAUUAAAUUUAUUAAUUGUUAAUUCAAAAGUCAAAUGAUGAUCUUAACUUUUAUAAUACAAUCCUUUCUAAUACUAAACCACCUUAGAUACCAAUUCCUGAAAAAUAAUUAUAAGAAUAUAAAUCUUCAAUUACAUAUUAAGUGUUGGAUUUUAAUGCUACACAAAAAUUUUAAAAUUAAUCUUUAUUUUAAUUAUAAGACAUCUUCAUUAAAAGAAUUAUUUAAUUGUUAUCUGAACGUGGACUAUCAGGUUUAGGAUAUUAUGAUUAUCUAACUUUUUAGAAAAUUGUUGAAGAUUAAAAAUAGGGAAUUUGUGAUGCACAAACCUUUUUAAAAGUUCUAGAAAUAAAGCGACUCUUCAAUUAAAUAAAUCUUAAUUCUUUAUAAAAUUAAUCUAUAACUAAUUAAAUUAAUUCUUAAAAUUAAAAUAUCUAAUCGUAAAAUACAUUAAAAUUUAGAAGAUGGAAUUAAGAAAAAGUCUUGCUCUCAAAUGAAAUCUAAGAUUUAGCUAAUUAUGUUGGAUUAGAUAUAAAUUUAAAAAGAGCAAGAAAAAAUUAUGAAUUAAAUAAAACAGAAUAAUAAUUUAAUGAACUCAUUAUAAUUGGUGAUUAAAUUUCAAGUAAUGCAUAAAAAAUCAUUCUUGAUACAUAAUCAAAAUUUUCAAAAGGUGAAUAAGAAGUAUUUUAAUCAAGUGAGCAAUUCUAAUAAUUUAAAGUUUCAUCUUAAAACUAAUAAACAAAUGGAUUAGUAGACCAAUUCAAAUCUUAAUUAGGUUUUUUACAAGAUAAAACAGAUAUAGAUUUUAAUAUGGAAUCAUCAGAGAAUUAAUUUAAUUUAUAAAAUGAAAGAAUUGAUAAUCAAAAAUAAAAAUCAUAAGAACGUUAAAUAACUGACAAAAUUUCAAAGUAAACUUAAAUCGAUAAAUUUGAUAGUUCUUUUCAUUCUCCUUAAAAACAUUUAUAAGAUAAAUUAUUAUAAAAUCCUAAUUAAUUUUCAUAACCAAAUCCUAAUUAAUUGUCAUUAUCAAAUCCUAAUUAAUUGUCAUUACCAAACUCUAAUUAAUUGUCAUUACCAAACUCUAAUUAAUUUUCAUAAUCGAAUCCUAAUUAAUUAAGUAAACUUUAAAGUACAUAAAAAGUUAACUAAAAUAUUUCACCAUAAAAAAAGAUUAUUUAGAUCCCAAAAAGUAAUAGUAAUAGUAAUAGUAAACCUAAAAAUUCUUAAAAGAGCUAGGAAUAAUAUCAAAAAUAUCAUAAAAAUAGUAAUUAAAGAUUCAAAGAUAGAAGAUUAGAGGAAUAGAAUAGAAAACUAAGUAGAAAUCUCUAAUCUCAAUUAUCUUAACAAUCAUUAAGAUCUUAUGAAGAUUAUCUUAAUCCUAUUGAAUUAGAAAAUAUAUCUUCAAACAAUUUGCCAAUAAAUUUAUCACAUAAUUAUCAUACUUAAAAUGAAAUAAAACAAAAUUUAAGUAGCCAUUAAAAUAGAUAAUCAUAAAUUAUUACAAGUUAUAAUAGCAUUAGUCUUCAUUAAGAUAGGAAAAAAGUUAAUGAUGAAAAUGAUGUUCAAUUGAUGAUAGAAUUUAUAAAGAAAAAUAAAAAAUAUUAGACUGAACUUUAGGAUAAACUAUUUAAUAAAGAUAGUAAAAAUUUAUAAGGAGAAGAUUUAGAAGAAUUUUAAAGUAAUCGAAAUUUAAUUUAACAGAUUGAUAUUAAUUAAAUUAAUGAAUCUUAAAAUUCAAGUGAUGAUAUAGAUCAUAUCCAAUCCCUUGCUUAAAAAGAAGUGAAAUCUCUUCAUCCUUAAUAUUAAGAUUCUGAAAUUCAUAAUUCAAUGCCUGAAUCUAUUUCAAAUAAUACUACAGCAAGAACUCUAAGAAACACUAGUAAUUAAAAUUAUGUUCAUCCAAUAAAAAAUAAAUUUGAAAAUCUAGAAGAUCAAAAUAAUGAUAAACAUGAAUAAUUGUAAACAAUAAAUGAAAUUUCGAGAAAGAUUUCUCCAAUUUUAGUUAGGUAAACUUCAAUUAAAAAUUAUAAAAAAAGUUCCGAAUAGAAAUAAUUAUAAAAACCAAUAAAAGAUUUUUAGGAAGAAAAAUAAUUUAAUUAAGUAAAUUUAGUAAAUUCUCCAGAUAUAAUCAUUUAAUCAGAAGUAAAGCAGGAAGAAAUAAGUAAUAAUAUGUAUUCUUAAAAAUCAAUUGAUUUACCCUCAGUAAAAAUACGUAAUACUUUAGGAAUUACAGAAAAAUCUAAAAGUUAACUUAAAUCAUCUACAAAUUUUACUGAUUAAAAUAAAUAAAUUAUAAAAGAUUAAUAGAAAAUUGAAAUAACAUCUAAAUUUUUGGAUACUUAAUAAGAAAAUAAGAGAAAUAAAAAUAAAUUUUAUAAUCGAGAAGUUUUUGAUGAUCCUAUGGAAGAUGAAUCAGAUUAAGAGUAAGAGAAUGAUGAAGCAGAAAAAAUUAAUAAUCCUAUUAAUAAAGAAUAUAAAAAAAAGAAAAAAGCAAAAUUGUAAUAAUUAUCAACUUCUAAACAAGAAAGAAUUGAAGAUCAUAAGAGAUAUCUUUAAUUUUUAAAAUAAGAAUUAAAAGAAAUGCUUGAUAAAAAAGUUAAUCUUAAAGAAAUCAAAGAACAUAUUAAUAUAAUACUUAGUGAAAUAGGAGGUAUUAGUUUAGAUUAAGAUUUAGACUAUUAUAUUUAAUUAUGUAUAUAAUUAUUUUAUUUAGAUAAAUCUAGAGCUUAAGAAUUGAGUUAAGUAAAUGUAGAAUCUCAUGAAAUUAGAUUUUAAAACCAAUAACCAAUUUGUGAGUUGAAAUUAAAAAGAGAAAUUAAAGGAUUAAAAUUUGCCAAAGAUUGUGAUAGAAUCACUAAACUAAAGCCAGUUGAUUAUGAAGAUAUUAUUGAAAGUUAAAAGUAAAAACUAAUAAUCAAUUUCUAGCUAAAUAUAAAUAGAAGAAGAACAAAAAGAUUUUUAAGAAUAUCAAACUUAUCAUUAUUCACCUUAAUUUAGAUAUGAAUAAAAACCUUCUCCUUUAUAAACUGAUUUAAUCUAGGUUUCCUUAGAUGUCACAAGAAGUCAAACACCAAAUAAAAGAAGACUUUAUAGAACCAAUCCAAGAUUUGAAUCAGAUUUUACUAUUAAUAGAUUUAAAAAGAAAUCUUCAAAUAAAAAUACAAAGUAACAAAAAUAUUAAAAACAAACUUAACCAAUUAUGAUGAAAAAAGAUCCACUUAAUGAUAAUUUUCCAUAUUUGCAUAAAUACAAACCAGAAUUAUUAAAAACUAUUUUAGAAGCUCGAAUUAAUUUAGAAUAACUGAUUUGA